CGCAGCGCGCAUGUGCUCUUCCUCCUCCCCGGGCCGAGUGCUCGUGAGCGAGAGCACCUACGAGCGGCUGCUCUGCCGCCGCUUCGGCGCCGAGCCGCGUGGCCGGAGCGAGGUCAAAGGCAAAGGGCAGAUGGCGACGCUCUUCCUUCUGAACGGGCCGCCCGCCAAGACCCUCGACGAGACGCUAUCUGACAGCGACGACACCCUUUCCGAGGCAUCGAUGGCAUCGGUACGACAGAUGUAGGUCAGGGGUCUCGAGAUGCCGCGCAGGCGUGUAUGGUGUGCACAACACGCACGGAAGUCGGAACGUGAGUGGGACGUGCUGAACGUUGUUAUUCGUAGAGAGUGCGGGGGACGGGAGCUUUAACUUUAUUGUGUUCUCAGCAAA
Molecule: messenger RNA, 388 nt
Organism: Emiliania huxleyi CCMP1516
Lineage: Eukaryota; Haptophyta; Isochrysidales; Noelaerhabdaceae
Exons: 1
Coding region: 11-244 (77 amino acids)
Biological process (GO): cyclic nucleotide biosynthetic process; intracellular signal transduction
Source: RefSeq, a predicted model, not a curated record